This is a messenger RNA of Coprinopsis cinerea okayama7#130, 444 nucleotides long. RefSeq lists its product as hypothetical. Lineage: Eukaryota; Fungi; Basidiomycota; Agaricomycetes; Agaricales; Psathyrellaceae. The record is from RefSeq and is a predicted model, not a curated record. Bases 1 to 444 code for a protein of 147 amino acids. The transcript is spliced from 2 exons.
AUGGUCAAUCUCGUUCGGGGAAGUAUGAUUGAUUUCGUUCCCAAGGAAGAAGCAAUCUAUGGGUUCGAGAUCAGAAAUGGUACUCCGUGGAACCUGCACUUUCACUGCUUGUACUUCGACAGCAUGGAUUUGAGCAUCACGCCAUUCACGGAAGUUAUCAACACGGGCAGAUUUGUGAAAGACUACAUGAUUAAUGCAAACACGGGUAUCGCGACCAUGGGAUAUGGAUCUCUAGGCAUUCCCCCGGCGAAGGUGGACUUUCCAGAUGGUGUGGACAUCUGCGGCGGGUUCUUCAAGUUCUAUUUCAGCACUGAACCUAUCGACCUCUCUCACGUCCCACAGCACUCUCCUUUCGGAGAUACUCGUGGGAUGAUGCAAGUCAAAAGGAAGCAAACACGUACCUGGGGAACUAUCCUGAUACCUGUCAUCCAACGUCGAGGAUAA